Molecule: messenger RNA, 1139 nt
Organism: Aspergillus alliaceus
Lineage: Eukaryota; Fungi; Ascomycota; Eurotiomycetes; Eurotiales; Aspergillaceae
Exons: 1
Coding region: 632-880 (82 amino acids)
Source: RefSeq, a predicted model, not a curated record
CAUUCUAUACUCACAUUUGUGUACAUACAUACAGCCUCACAAAUAGCAGGGGUUGAUAUCUACUUUUAGACAAUGUUUGUUUUCAAGGAUUGUUUCCUAUUCUAUUUUCUUCCCUCUUUAUUCUCUUCAUAUUUAUAGACUUCUUUCUAAUCUCAUUGCCUUUGCUAAUGCUACAAUGGAUAUCCCAGUUCGGCGACUUCAGAGUACCUCCAGAUCAGCCUCGAUACUUACGGAUAUCCCUACCAUUGAAAUCGAUGAUCGGUGCGACUCCCCGUCUGAUGUCUCCAGCUAGGAAUUCUCUCUCGAUGAACACGGGUAAUGCAGACAGUCGGCGUCAUAUUCUUGAUUUAAAAAUAAGCUCAGUGAUCGUACAGUUCACAAUGGUCGUGCGCGACCAGCAGUGAUCUCCGUUCGCGACCUUCGCUCAAAUAUCUCCGUCACGAAUUCACCAUAAUGAGCUUCCCCUCCUUCAAGAGACCAAUUCCUUCCAUGGAUCUGACUAAUUCAGCCCGGUCGACGAACAUAGACUGCCCUACGAUCUCGUCGCUCCGUACGAGGGCGAUGCCGCCGCGCUACAUAGUCUCGAACGCCAGGCCGAUCUAAUAUUCUCUUCCAAGCAAGGCCUUACGAUAUGAUUGAGAAACUGGUGCUCGAGAAGUGUGUUGAGGAGGCCUCAAUUGUGCUCACCGCGGAUAAAAUACUCGCCUUUAUCACCCCAAUUUGCAUCAACGUGACGAGUAAAAGGUGGUUGAAGAGCGCAUACGAGGAAACCUCCCCGAUGGGCUCAAAGGGACAGUGGGUGGAUGCACUGGCGGAAGUGUUCUGCUUAAGUGACCCAUCGUACCCUGAUAACUCCAUUAUAUUUGCUUCGGAGCGUUGAUCUUUUUCUCCAUCCCCCUGGAGGCCGUACUGACGUAGCUACAAUAUCACCGAACAACGCAAUAUGGCAUGGACUAUAUUCCGGGCGAAAUUGUCACUUUUUGCAAAGGUCAAAAGCCAAUUCUAAUACCAUGCGCCGAACCUGCGAGGCAAUCAAAGCCGAGCGAUAUCACUCAGAGCUCCUUUUCUACCAGUUCAUCUCCCGAUCUAUCUCAAAGCCCCAUAGAAAGCUCACCAAGAUCUAUGGUCGUCGAGAUGGC